GCUAUUUGAACUUUUUUGGAGUCAGCUCUUGUGCUUUUAUUUGUGAUAAGACGAACUUGAACAAUGGAAGCAAUAGCGAAGCACGAAUUCAACGCAACGGCCGACGAUGAGCUUAGUUUUCGUAGAUCUCAAGUCCUAAAGAUACUGAAUAUGGAAGACGACAUGAACUGGUACAGAGCUGAACUGGACGGCAGAGAAGGCCUAAUUCCUAGUAAUUACAUAGAAAUGAAGAACCACAGUUGGUACUACGGUAGAAUCACAAGAGCUGACGCCGAAAAACUGCUCUCAAACAAGCACGAAGGGGCCUUUCUCAUACGUAUUAGUGAAUCCAGUCCAGGAGAUUUUUCUCUAUCUGUCAAGUGUUCUGACGGCGUGCAACAUUUCAAGGUGCUAAGGGACGCCCAAGGCAAAUUUUUUCUCUGGGUAGUCAAAUUCAAUUCGUUAAAUGAAUUAGUAGAAUACCAUCGCACGUCGUCCGUGUCCCGGUCACAAGACGUCAAGCUGAAGGACAUGGUGGCCGAAGAGUGCUUGGUGCAGGCCUUAUACGACUUUACUCCACAAGAAGCCGGCGAGCUAGAGUUCCGAAGGGGCGACGUAAUAACGGUGACGGACCGCUCAGAUCAGCACUGGUGGCAUGGCGAGAUCGGACACCGUCGCGGCCUAUUCCCCGCUACUUACGUGACGCCUUACCACACAUAAUAUUUUUCCCUUAAUUAUUAUUUUCUCAAAGGCAUUAUUUCACCACCACUCUUGGAAAAACCUGCGCAACUGUGGGCGAUUUUUUACUUGGUUUUUAAUUUAUGUGAUUUUGUAAUAAUCGUUUAGAUGAUUUUAUUAAUUGCUCAUUGUUUUUGGAAAAUCUCUUAAUGUAGUUUUAAGAUCAAAUAUUUUUAUAUUGGAUCAAUUGUACUGAAAAACGUGAAAUUUAUUAAUCUUCUUCAGUUCAGUAGGUUAUGGAAUAUAAUAUAAUGUUUAAUUUUUUAGGUAGAGUGUAUGACAGGUUGCUUACAUUUUACUCUGUUCAGAUAUGCAACGAAAUUAACCAGUUAGGAGCAAGUGGAGCUAGUUUCCGUCGAAGAUUUAAUAUUUAAAUCCAAUUUCCUAUAAGAUAGUGCACACAAUAUCGUAUUUUUAGCAAAUCAGAUGCCAUUUUUUGUAUUUCUUUAAGUUAUGGAGAUUCGUGAGUUUAUUUCAAAAGAUUUUUAUUUGUAUAUAAUGCGUUAGAGAUUAUGCCAGAAUUUUAUUCAACACUCAUUCGUUUGGCAUUCUCUUGCUUUGACUUUUAGACUUUGUAUGUAAAUACUAACAUAGUUUUAUUAUUACAAUAUUGCAUUAUUAUAAUAGGCGAGUAUAAGUAAAUAUAUGUUAUAUAAAUAA
Messenger RNA from Tribolium castaneum (red flour beetle), 1377 nucleotides. RefSeq names its product downstream of receptor kinase (gene drk). Gene Ontology annotation, molecular function: phosphotyrosine residue binding; epidermal growth factor receptor binding. Gene Ontology annotation, biological process: regulation of MAPK cascade; signal transduction. The coding region runs from base 64 to 699 and encodes 211 amino acids. The record is from RefSeq and is a predicted model, not a curated record. Lineage: Eukaryota; Metazoa; Arthropoda; Insecta; Coleoptera; Tenebrionidae. Gene Ontology annotation, cellular component: plasma membrane; COP9 signalosome; cytoplasm. The transcript has 5 exons.